Coregonus clupeaformis (lake whitefish) is the source of this 1464-nucleotide messenger RNA. It is a transcript of the gene rgcc, whose product is annotated as regulator of cell cycle. The coding region runs from base 150 to 587 and encodes 145 amino acids. NCBI's taxonomy places the organism in Eukaryota, Metazoa, Chordata, Actinopteri, Salmoniformes, Salmonidae. The record is from RefSeq and is a predicted model, not a curated record. The transcript is spliced from 6 exons. Gene Ontology annotation, biological process: regulation of cell cycle.
GGACACUUGUCAGAGGGACAGCGCUUUGCUUUCGCGGACUAGUAGUGGACAGGUGCAAGAACGUUGUUAUUGGAAAAACCCGCGGAGUUUACUUCGUCCCGAUCAAGUUAAUUAUAUUGGAUACUUUUGAGAUUCACAAGACAAGAAAAAUGAAGUCUCCAAAGUUGAAGUCUCAAGGCAAAUCUAAUUUCCUUGAGGAGGAUGAUCUGUCUGACGUGCUGUGUGAGUUCGACGCGGUGAUCGAGGAUUUCACUUCCCCGGUGGAGAAGAGACACUUCCGGUACGACGAGCACCUGAAGACUGUGAAGAGACGGAGCAGCGCCAGCGUCAGUGACAGUGGCAUCAGCGACUCAGAAAGUGCUGAGUCGCUGAACAGGAACAGCUUCAGUUUCAGUGAUGAGAGACUGAACUCUCCCACCAUCUUCUCUCCCUCUCCCACCUCCCCCCCACCUCUCACAUCACCCAAAGCCAAACUGGGAGACACUAAAGAACUGGAAGACUUCAUUGCUGACCUUGACAAGACAUUAGCGACUCUAUCUCCAGUUCCUGCUAGAGGAUUGAGCACUGUGCUCAACAAUGCCUGUUAAGGCAUGUGACACGGAGCUGAAGAGAAGUGGCAGAGACCCUUUUUGGAGAGUAGCCAUCGAGAGGAGGGGACACCUUGUCCAGCACCCCAGAACACACACACACCGGGAGUGCUGUGAACAUGGCACAGGAACAGUCACAGUGACCGUCAGACUUGCUGAACAACUUCAUCUCAAGGCUGUGUCCCAAUAGUAUGAGACAGCUUCAUCUCCUUGUCUCCUUUCCUUCUCCUCAUCUCCUUUCCCUCAUUAUCUGAUCUGAUUGGACUGGACUGGAUAGGUUUUUCUAGGUUUGUACAGUAAGAAUGGGCAAAUCUGAAUUGGCACCUCAUGCUAUAUGGCAUAGGGUGAUAUUUCGUACGAAGCCCCAGUUUAAAAGCUAUUAGCAGUCAUGGAAGAGAGGAGACUAGGGGAGGAAAUUAGGAAGGAGACAAGGAAAGGAAGCUUUAUAAAAGUAUUGGGACACUGUUAGACAGACAAACACCAUCUCACAUACAUGGGGCAGUCUGUGCGUCCUUUAUACAAAACUUGAGCUGGAAGAUUAUUUAAGAAAUAGCUUUUUACAAUAGAAGUAUAUUUGUCAUUUUAUAGAGCUGGUCAUUGUAAAUGUAUCAAUAAUACCUUUUUGUGAAAUAUAUUUUUGUAUCUAUGUGUAAAUAAUAAUUGUUUCAAAUUCUAUUGCCUUGGUAUUAAAAAGCGUAUAUGAUAAGUUUAAGGUUUGGCACUUGUUGACUGAAGUUGAGAUGUUUGAUGCUUCUAACGAAUGCGAAGUAAAAUCUGGAUUAACUCUGAAAAACUGGAAUGCAACAAAAUGUAUUGAAUACAGCUAAUGUCAAUUGCCUACCAGAGAAUAUUAAAAUGAAAUAUUGUUGUUUUAAAA